Tarenaya hassleriana is the source of this 1040-nucleotide messenger RNA. RefSeq names its product vesicle-associated membrane protein 721-like. The record is from RefSeq and is a predicted model, not a curated record. The coding region runs from base 200 to 862 and encodes 220 amino acids. The transcript is spliced from 5 exons. NCBI's taxonomy places the organism in Eukaryota, Viridiplantae, Streptophyta, Magnoliopsida, Brassicales, Cleomaceae. Gene Ontology annotation, cellular component: membrane. Gene Ontology annotation, biological process: vesicle-mediated transport.
GGCAGAUUCGGGCUCUUCCUCAGAAGCUCUUCCCUUUUUCCUUGCUCGCAGUGUUUGUUUCCAUCUCCCUCCGUUUGUGUGAAUCCAGAUCUGUAGCUCCGUGCACAAGAAAUAUCACUGAUCGGUCGAUUGCUCGAUCGAUCAAUCAAUCUAAUCUGAUUUCGGCGUUAGGGUUUUCAUCGCCGUUCUAGGGAAGAAAAUGGCGAACCAAUCGUUGAUCUACAGUUUCGUCGCCCGCGGAACGGUGAUCCUCGCCGAAUACACGGAGUUCAAAGGCAAUUUCACAUCCAUCGCUGCUCAGUGUCUUAGUAAGCUUCCGUCAUCGAACAAUAAGUUCACCUACAACUGCGACGGUCACACCUUCAAUUACCUCGUCGAAAAUGGCUUCACCUAUUGUGUCGUUGCAGUUGACUCUGUUGGGAGGCAGAUUCCAAUGGCCUUCUUGGAACGAGUUAAGGAGGAUUUUAACAAGAGAUAUGGAGGAGGGAAGGCUGCAACUGCUCAAGCAAACAGCUUGAAUAAAGAGUUUGGCUCUAAACUGAAAGAGCAUAUGCAAUAUUGCAUGGAUCAUCCUGAAGAGAUUAGCAAGCUUGGUAAGGUGAAGGCUCAAGUUUCUGAAGUUAAGGGUGUAAUGAUGGAAAACAUUGAGAAGGUUCUUGAUCGUGGCGAGAAAAUCGAGCUUUUAGUGGACAAAACCGAAAACCUUCGUUCACAGGCGCAAGACUUCAGGACACAAGGAACAAAGAUGAGGAGAAAGAUGUGGCUUCAGAACAUGAAGAUAAAACUCAUAGUCCUUGGCAUCAUCAUCGCCUUGAUCCUCAUCAUCGUCCUGUCAGUCUGCCAUGGCUUCAAGUGUACUUAAUCCCGAUCUUCUCAUGUUUCAGCUAGAAUGCAUGUCUUGAAUUGGUUUUGUAUAGGUCAUAUAUAUAUAUAUACACAUAUGUGUGUGUGUGUAUACAUUACAUGAAUAUAUGUAUGUACAACACUUGCUAUAUUGCCAGAACCCAACUAUUGGUUGAGAACUUUUGAGUGCUUUCAAA